AUGGCCGCCGUACCCCAACCAUCCAACCUUGCAUCGCCGCAGCACUUCGAGCAAAUCAAUCACGAUCUAGAAGCCCACCUCCAAGACAUCUCCAUCAUCUCCAUCCAACACAUCGACCAUACUUCCAUCCCCAGCCUCGCAGCCAAACCCACCAUCGACAUCGCCAUCGCCAUCAUCGUCGCCCAAGAGAUGGUACAGCCUGCGCUCCACGCACUCAUGGAGCAGCACUUCGAGUACCUAGGCGAGCAGGGCGUUACAGGGUACCACAUACUUACACACCCCAAGCAGUCGCCGCGCCAUAACAUCUAUAUCUGUACCAACAGCACAUCAACAACGAAGGACGACAUACCUCCCCGCAAAACCACCAAACCAGACACCGCCAUCCACCCCCAGACCACCUCUCCCACCAUCCCCCCAACACCCACGCCCCGCCUCCUCCUCCGAGACUUCACCUAG
Molecule: messenger RNA, 456 nt
Organism: Dothidotthia symphoricarpi CBS 119687
Lineage: Eukaryota; Fungi; Ascomycota; Dothideomycetes; Pleosporales; Dothidotthiaceae
Exons: 1
Coding region: 1-456 (151 amino acids)
Source: RefSeq, a predicted model, not a curated record